Diatraea saccharalis (sugarcane borer) is the source of this 3978-nucleotide messenger RNA. NCBI's taxonomy places the organism in Eukaryota, Metazoa, Arthropoda, Insecta, Lepidoptera, Crambidae. The record is from the annotation of a GenBank genome assembly.
AUGGAUAAAUUGAGAACUGUCGAAACAGACCCUCUUUACGACUACAAAGACAUGUGGUGGAAAACAAUAAGGAAAACAGCAAAUACCGAGUCACUAAAACCUGACUCUACAACAAAAAAUAAAAGUACAACAACAGUAACAGAAACAACUUAUAAACAAUUAACAACAGCCGUUGAUUUAACAACAAGAAUUAAUAAAUUAAAGCUUAAUCAAAAACGUAAACGAUUUGGAGAUGUGACGGGACUUAAAAAUAACAUUCCCAAAUCAAAAUUUAAGAAAGUUAAAGCAAUGGUAAAAGAUGAUAGUGGUGAAAAGAAUAAGACCUUAAAUAUCGAAGAUUUCAUAUACAACGAUGUGUUAAUAGGAAAUUUCUCUUCUGCACAUAAUAAUUUUAUUGAAUAUAAAAGAAAUUACACUAAAGAUGUCAGCAAAGAUAAUAUGACAAAUAUAUAUAAUAGUAACAAGAUAUUCCAAGAGAUUAUCUCUAGUAUGAAUAAAACACAAGUAAAUGACUUUUACAAUCAAAGUUACCCACUAUACGACAGCAUUUAUGACUUUUCAUUAGCAUAAUUUAGGGAUUUAGAAAGAAGUUCGACCUAUCAUAUUAUAUUAUGAGGAUUAUAGCACCCCCUGUCGCUGGCGCCCGGGACAAGUACCCCUAGACCUGGCCCUGGAGACAGUUUGGUGUUACGUCUUAUAUUUAAUAGGAUAUUCUACUUUGAAAUAAUACUUGUUACUUUAUUUUAAUUUAAAGUAAUAGGACAAAUAUUUCGGGAAAACAAACAAGUUUUGUUGCCUUAAAAUAAAAUAAAAUAAAAAAAUAUACCCUCGAAACCGCUGCCCGUCAUGACGUCAUCAAAGAUGUCAAUAAAACAAGAACAACGCCAUCUAACGAUUGAUUACGAAAUAAGCUAAGAAAAGCGCUAUCUAGGAAUUUGACUUAUGAUUAAUAUCUCUAGACUAAUCUGACAGCUUGGUCGCCACAGUGUUUCAAAUCACGUGACACACAGACAUAAAUUACGACUUUAAUUUUAAGAUAAUCGUGCUAUUUUAAGGCUCAAUAAUAUAUUUUUAGCACAAUACACUACCGUAAAGCGCGACUACGGCGAUUACGGUAUGAAAACAACAUGGCACCUGUUCCAUAGCGGCAAGAGAGAGUGGCUGUUGCCGUUCGAAAGGCCCUCGCCGAUGCCACCGUACGGACUAAUAACCACUACUGAAGAGCCAAAAGAUUUCAUAACUACAUUGAACCAUUAUAAAACGACACACAGCGAGGGCUACUUCUCCACGUUCCUGACGUAUCUAUUCUACGUCAUAUCAGAGAAACCAGACAGAGAUGUCCGCUUACUAAGUCUUGCUGUUGCUAAGGAAUAUGCCUAUUCUUAUAUUCUAUAUAAAAGUUUACCAGAGAGAAAAUCGACAUUAGCACCAGGCAUAACCUAUAUUAUAGACUUCAUCAAUACAUUUUUCAACGUCAAAGAAGGUUUGGAACUUUUCAAAGCGUUAGACAACUUGAACAAAUUCCCAAAUACGACGGCGAACGCUUACGAAAUAUUAAGAACACUAACUAAAGCUAUAUUUGCACCUUACAUAAGAUUCACUGGUACCAUGAAGUCUAGAAUGCUUAUCGAAUCAAUAAACAAUGAGAUAGUAAGAGCCAAUGAUAAUGAAAUUGUAGAACGAGCAAAAUCAAGCAAAGAAAAUGUUACCAACGGGACAGAUCUUAGAAGACUAGGUUUUUUUACAAACCGAACUAGAUUUCUUGUUGUCGACAGAAAGGAAUCUGACCAAUCUGAGGAUGAAGAGAACAUUAUAAGAAAUAUCCAAAAUAAAUUAAGAUAUACUAGUAACUUUAUUUAUGAAAUAAAGGACGCAAAGAAAAGUAAUGCAAAUGUGAAACUCGUUAAAAGUUCUGAUGAAACUCCUGUUUUUACGAAGCGUACGACAGAAUACAAUCCAUUUCAAAAACACAUAGCUCGAUUCAAAAUUGUAACAAGAAAAACUGACAGUUCUAAACGUGAAAAAAUUCUCUCCACCACCAUGACAAAGUCUUACAAACACAAACUCAAAAUUAAAGAGAAACACUCAGAAACGUUCGAUAAUUAUGUUAAAUUCCAAAAAAUACAGCACGACGCUAAACUUCAAUUAGGAAAAGUAACUAAAAACUACUAUAUGGAUAAAAGAAUAGCCGACGAUCGAUAUAAACAAACCACUUUAAAAAGAAAAAUCUUUGGACGAACUAUUUAUCAUAAACCAAAUGUCGAAAUUAUUAAAUUGAGUAAAGCACCUACUAUCGAUACUCACAAUAAAAAUCGCUAUAUAACAAAAACAAUCGGCUCGAAAACUAAUGAAGCUGCUCAUGUUACAACAAAAAAGAAGACAGUGAUACCCAAAAACAAACGUCAUAAAAUUCCAUUGAAAACAUUCGUUUUAGUGAACGAUUUCGGUAGAAAUCCACUUAAAAUUACAAGUUUAAUAAAAAAUAAGAACGUAAAAGUUUACAAACCACAUGCUCAUGGCGUCACUGAAUCCAAAGGCGACAUAGACGAAAAAUUCAAAGGUAGAAACAGUGUUCUCAGCAAAAUUACAGCACCUACCAGUUAUAGCUACGAAGAGGAUGAACUAAAAUUCAAUAUUAACGAUGCUUUUAAGCAUAAUGAACUUUAUUACAAAGCUAGACAGUUCGAUUUAAAUCCAGAAAGAAAGGAGGGUAUUAACAAGCUCUCUAGCUAUAGUAGCGAAGAGGCGGCCAUUAAAUCUAACUUAUAUAAAGUUAUUGGUUUCAAUCAUAUUGUUAGGAAUGCCACUUUCGGCCAUAUAUAUAGCCGGUAAACGCAUAACGUCUUAUAAAACGAGGACUCAAGUAAGUACUUGGUUUACCGUUGCCUCCUAAAGACAAUGAUAGAAGAACAAACGUCAAACUGCUACGUGUUGACUUAUUUUGGUCGGUUAAUGGUUUAAAUCUGGUACUAAAGUUAGUACUCAUACAAUGAGAGAUGAAGUUAAUAAUAGCUAAUAAAAUAAAUAAGAAUAAAAACAUAAAGCGGUCUCUAAGAGAAAAUGCAACACGAUUAAAAAGAGAGGGAAGAUAGCAGUAGCCAAUCAGUAUCUCUUUAUUUGUCCACGCAUAAAAGACGUUAAUUUUCAAAUAAUACAAUCAAAUCAAUUUCAAUAUCUAAAGCUAUUUGAAAUAAAGUCAUAUAAAAUGUAACAUUAUUAGACUGAUAGGAUACCGGGCAACUUCUUUCUCUUCCUAGUACCGUUUUGAGAACUGCAAAGUCAUUGCCUAAUUCCAAAUAUAACUAUAUGUUAAGACAUUUAUAGCGCUUUUCCGUUUCAUUUUAUUAAUUACGACGAACGAAUGAUAAAGAACGAUGAAUAUAGGUUUGACAGCAGUAUUUCCAACCUAUUCAUUCAUUCCAAAUUCACUCACCAAAAACAUGUCAAAGUAAAUAUCGUCAUAGAUUCUCGCAUCCUAUGUAUAGUUAUGACUAGAAAUUAUAAUUAUAUUAAAUUUAAGCUUAGUUUCAUCAGGUUUUUAAUCUAUUUAGUUUUUAAAUAAUUUGUUAGAUGAUAAGAAGCAUUCAAAGAUAAAUUGUGCUGCCAAAUUAUUUGUUGUUUUAUUUGAAAGUUGUAUUUGUUAAAUUGUCAAAAAACCUUUGAUUAUUAAAAAUGUUGAAUAUUUAACACUUGUUUUCUUAUUCUAUUUUAUUUAUUGUAUUACAUUAUUCAGAUUUAUCUAUUUAAUUCUCCAUCUUGCACCCCCCUCUUUUUAUAAUAUAGUUUGUUUUUUCUUUCAUCAUGCCUCGGGUUGCUUGGAAGAGAGACGUAUCAAUAAGGUCGCCCUUUGUAUUCUCUCUCUGUUUUCUAGUUUUUCUGUAAUAUGUCCUGUCUAGCGUGCACUAAAGAAUAUUAUUAUGUUUUUCCCGUUUGUAGAGUAAAUGAUGGGGAUCGUUUAGAUGUAUUCUAACGAAACUU